AUGCGGUGGCAUUCCCUACGGUCGUGGGCCUUGCCGGCUGUGUCUCUGGCCUCGUUAUUUCUGGUUGCCCAGGCAGGGCAGGACGUCAAUGGGAAGCCGGUUCUUAAAUUUGGUGAUGCUGUUCCUAUCGAUAGCCCCAAUACUUACUACUCGGACUUGCACCCGUGUCCGCAGGCAUGCUUGAACAGCAAGCCUGAUUCGUGGACUGUCUACCCUUCAGUUGAGCGUCUUGCCUUCUGUAGUCAGCCUAUGCUGUUCAGUAUGGCCAUCCACAACCCUGUCAAUGUUGAAGGAACGACGGUAAAGAUCCGAGCUUGCACCGCCAGCACCAAGAGCGACGCGGAUAACACCGUCAAUGCGCUGUUUACCAACGAGACGGCUGCAUCCCGCAAAAUCACAAAGCGCGACAAGACAGAGCCGGGCUGCCAAAGCUUUCAGCCUGAGGAGACUCCGGUUUCUCUCAAGUUCAGCCAACAGGGGUCCAAUGCAGGGAGUCUCGACGAUAUUGCCGCCGUUCUCGACAAACUCCAGGGCUAUCUAGAGCAAGGCUCUCCUUGUCAGGAUCCACCCACCCUAUUUGGAUACUCCAAUGGAACUGUUGCAGGUGUUUACGUUGGUUCAUCCUUUGACAGAAAAUCGCUCUCGUCUGUCACAACUGCCCUGUCGCAACAGGUCACAACCAAUGGAGCCGCCGACACCAUGAUUGCACAGCUCUGCGGCGAGAAACGCAAUGCCAACCAUGUUUUCGGUAUUGCUAUCGACACCACGGGGAGCAUAGCCACCGUACAGAAUGCAUUGGUGUCUUGGAAUCGUCACGGGAAAUGUGUGGACGGCCUUAAGAGCUCAGCCACAUGGGACAAAGUCAAGGUUUGGGAGUCGACCGUGGAUUUGCGACCUCUCGUGUCCAACAGAAACACUACGGCCCAUUCUACUUCGCAAAGAAACUCCUCUGCAUUACAUAGACGCUCUGACUGCACAACUAUCACCGUUGUAGCGGGCGACGGUUGCGAUACGCUUGCGAGUCGUUGCGGCAUUUCUGGUGCCGAUUUCACGAUAUACAAUUCUGCAGAUGAUACAUUUUGCUCAAACCUGGUACCUAACCAGCGCGUGUGCUGCACGGCUGGAACAUUGCCCGAUAUCUCUCCCAAACCCAAUGCCGAUGGAAGCUGCGCGACAUAUCUCACCACAGAUAACGACAACUGCGAUGCAUUGGCCGCAGAGUACGGGUUGACUGUUGACAAGCUUGAAGAGUACAACAAGGGCACCACCUGGGGUUGGAAUGGAUGCAGUAACCUGUUUACUGGUGUCAAUAUUUGCCUGAGCAGUGGCACCGCGCCGAUGCCAGCUCCUAUUGACAAUGCUGUCUGCGGUCCAGUCAAGCCGGGGACCGUUGCCAUAUCUGGAGUGGAUCUUGCGGAUCUCAAUCCAUGUCCUCUCAAUGCAUGCUGUAACAUAUGGGGCCAGUGUGGCGUAUCCGCAGACUUUUGCAAUCCAGAGCGCGGUCCCGAUGGCAAUCCAGGAACAUCUCCCCCGGGUACAGCUGGAUGCAUAUCUAGUUGCGGAACUGCUGUCGUGAAGAGUGACACUCCACCAGCUGAAUAUGGCCGUGUAGGAUACUACGAGUCGUGGAAUUUCGAUCGAGACUGUCUCUUUCAGCGAGCGAUCAACGCCAAUACGGAUGGUACCUACACGCACAUCCAUUGGUCCUUUGCCAAUAUCAACACUGAUGACUGGACUGUCGUAAUCGAUGAUCCAGACAAUCAAUGGGAGCAGUUCAAAUCCCUGGAUGUCAAACGCGUGGUCUCCUUUGGUGGCUGGAGCUUUUCAAAUGAUCAGCCUACAUACGAUAUCCUGCGAGAAGCCAUGUCGCCCGCCAACAGAGCAACAUUUGCUCAGAAUUUGGCCAACUUCCUCACAUCCGAGGGAAUUGAUGGUAUUGACUUUGACUGGGAGUAUCCCGGAGCCACCGAUAUUCCUGGUACCCCAGCGGGCCAAGCCAGUGAUGGACCCAAUUAUUUGAAGUUCCUAACCACAGUGAGAUCAAAAUUGCCGAGCGGAAAGACAAUGUCCAUUGCUGCUCCUUCAUCCUAUUGGUAUCUCAAGAACUUUCCUAUUAGUAGCAUGGCCAACCAGCUGGACUACAUUGUGUAUAUGACAUACGAUCUCCAUGUUACCAAGGCCGGUGUACCAACGAACAAAAUUUUCGUCGGUGAAUCAAGCUAUGGUCGUUCAUUCCUCAUGUCAUUCGAAGGCUGUACCCAACCAUAUUGCUUGUUUGAGGGCGACUGGCUCAACUCUCCAGCUGCGCCGGGAAUUUGCACCCAAGAACCGGGAUACAUUGCCAAUGCCGAGAUUGAGGAGAUUAUCUUCGAGGCCAACAACGUGAAAGCUUGGCAUGAUGACGCAUCGGAUUCAGACAUUGUCGUUUACGAUGGCGUGCAAUGGGUGGCGUACAUGACAGACGACACAAAGACCAAGCGUCGGGAAGUCUACAGAGGGUAUAACUUUGCAGGGACCAUUGAUUGGGCGACAGAUCUGCAGGCAUUCACGGAAGAUGAGUAUCAAGGCCCAGACGGCACCGAGGGAACCGAUCAGCCCGCAAUUCCGCUGGCGGAUUGCAACGCUUCCUACGACAGUCUGGACGCCAUUGAGGCAGACGCUAACAAUAUUCCUCAAGAAUGCCUUUCCCUGUAUAUCGUGACGCAGUUGAAGGCGACACUAGAUGACGCUCUCGGUCGCUAUGACCAGCUUUUGGCCGGAGACUACGACCAGAGUUUUGAUAUCUACGCCAAGGCUGUUGUGAACAGUGCAGGAAAGCAGGUGGAUGACUUUAUGGCCAAACACGGCAACGACUAUUUCACAUGCGAGAUCACCGAGGAGAUCUGGUGCUGCGACAAGUGCAAGGGUCUAGGUCUAACGGACACCGCAGAGUGUCGAUACUGUCAAGACUGGAACUGUGGCUGGAACAGCAACUGCAACCACAACACUGGAGGCGGAGAAGGCACCGUCACGCCUUGCCCAAAUAUUGAAUCACGCUGGCAGAAUUUCACGGAGCCCUGUGCGCCUGACUACUCUCUCCGCGGUGAGACUGCCCCCGAGGCUGGGUACACCUGGCAUGAGGCGAUAUACUGGUCUCUCCGCGAUGACAAGGCGGACCAGUUCUGGACCGACCUAUACACCAACGUCGGUAUCAACAAGGAUAACAUCAAGUUUGGAGAUAAACAAUACGGGGAGUGUGAGCCGUCUGAUGAACACUGUUGGGACCAUGACUAUGAGCAUGACUACCCCAUCCCCGUUGGAUACGAUAAGAGCGACGUGAUUAACCCGAAGGAUAUUGUUUCCAAUGCCCGAGAUAAGCUCAAUGGACUUGCUCCACAACUAGAUGACGCACUCCGACAGAUGCGCAACUGGUUGUAUCUACCUAGCGGGGACGACCUUGCCGACGCCAUCUCAUUACCAGUGUUCAUGAUAUCGGAUGCUGUCGACAGUAUGGAGAAAAUCAAAGACAUUGCGGAUGAAAUUCAGGAGGAACAGCGCAAAGCAAUUAUCCUCGGAUUUCUCAGUGCGCUGUUCUUCUUUAUUCCCGUUGUUGGCGAGGUUGUGGGUUCUUUUGUUGAACUGGCGAACAUCGGUCGGAUCAUUUCGUUGGUUGGUGCAACGGGCAAUGCAGCUCUGGAUAUUUAUACUAUCGUCAAUGACCCGGCAAAUGCACCACUUGCCAUCUUCUCGCUCGUUCUUGCUCCUCUGGCUAUCACUGACAUUGUUGCGCUAUCCAAGGCUGCCGGGGUUCGACGUGGUAUGUCGUCUGACACGCUCAGGGCAUUUGGUGAUGUUGUUAAUGCGAAGUUGGAUACCAUUACUCGUAUCAAGAAUGUGUGCAAGGCAUGA
Penicillium cataractarum is the source of this 3888-nucleotide messenger RNA. RefSeq names its product Peptidoglycan-binding Lysin subgroup. Gene Ontology annotation, biological process: carbohydrate metabolic process. Gene Ontology annotation, molecular function: hydrolase activity, hydrolyzing O-glycosyl compounds; chitin binding. The record is from RefSeq and is a predicted model, not a curated record. The transcript is spliced from 4 exons. NCBI's taxonomy places the organism in Eukaryota, Fungi, Ascomycota, Eurotiomycetes, Eurotiales, Aspergillaceae. Bases 1 to 3888 code for a protein of 1295 amino acids.